Messenger RNA from Ustilago hordei, 669 nucleotides. RefSeq lists its product as uncharacterized. Lineage: Eukaryota; Fungi; Basidiomycota; Ustilaginomycetes; Ustilaginales; Ustilaginaceae. Gene Ontology annotation, molecular function: mRNA binding; translation initiation factor activity. The coding region runs from base 1 to 669 and encodes 222 amino acids. The record is from RefSeq and is a predicted model, not a curated record. The transcript has a single exon. Gene Ontology annotation, biological process: formation of translation preinitiation complex; translation reinitiation.
AUGGCAGACACCGAAACCCCCGAGGCAGGCCCCUCCGUCCCCGCCGGCCCCCAACCACGCCAAGGAAUCUACUGCGCGAUUUGCACCUUCCCCCCCGAAUACUGCGAAUUCGGCCCCUCCCCUUCCAAAUGUCGAACAUGGCUUCACGACAACCAACCGGCGCUGUACUCCAAACUCUGGUCUGAAGAAGCUAUCACCUCCAACCUUGCCAAACUCACCACCAAACAAGCAGAAGAUCUUGAAAAAGAAGCUGCCAAAAAGGAACGCAAGACGAUCGCAAAAGAAGAAAGAGCACGUCAAGAAAUGGCCGCUUCCCGCAUCAUCCUUAAGAAGGAGGCAAGGACGAAAAGGAAAGUUACAACGAGUAUUGUUGGGCUACAUUUGUUCUCGCCGCCGCUGCCUGCGUUGAAGGUGGUGGCGAAGGCGCUUUCGUCCAGGUUUGCAACUGGUGCGUCGGUUAGUAAGAGCGUUCAACACCCGGGGAUCGAUGAGAUUGUUGUGCAGGGUGAUGUAGCGGAUGAUGUGCGCGAGCUUAUUCUCUCUCGCCAAAAGCCGUUCCACGAGCUGCCAUCGGAAGCUGACGGUGGUCCUUCGGAGAAGAACGUGGCUAUUGAGGAGGAUAAGAAGAUCGCUAAGAAGGCUGCUGCUGCUGCUCCGACGGAAGACUAG